AGUCUCGAACCAUCAAGAUGGGAAUCCUCAGCGUCUUGAAGGGUCUCUCCGUCGUGUUCCCCGUCAUCGUGAGCACGAUGGGGAUGUUGAUGGCUUCCGGUGUGAGCUACAACAUGCUGGUCCAGAAGUUGUGCAAUCCUGCGGGUCCACCGGAGGACAUCAACAAAUUCAUCUGUCCUGACAAGUCAAUCAUGGACCACAUCACCUCAAUAUUAUCUACAAAAGCAGGAAUACAGGCCAUUAUAGCGGCAUUCUGUGGUUUUACGUUCGGUUUCAUCCGAGAUCUGACUGGAAAGAGCAAAAUCUUGAUGUACGUAGGCGUCACUGGAGAGUUGGUUAGCGCCUGCGCAUCCUUCGCAUCCGCCUACUAUUGGAACUCCUCACCUUGGUUCCUGGCCAUAAUGCAGGCCAUUGCAUCCGGAGGUUUCGGCGAAAAUAUAAUGCAGAUGGGAGCGGCUUGCAUCCUCAUGGCGGAAUCGACUCCUGAGGAAUUGCCAUUAAGAAUGCAGCUGUACGUAGUCUCUACCCUUACUGUGGCUAUGUUUGGAGGUUUGCUGACAACACUUGUAGUGACCACGUUCGGCUAUCUCUGGCUCUUCAUCUUGUGUAUCGGAUUGAACGUUUUGGCUUUGAUUCUGAUCGUGAUCUUGGUCAAGAAUAAGGGAUACGACCGCAAGACUUUCAAAGAAUCAACGGAUAGCUUGAAGAAGGUUUUCAAGUGGAGAGAAAACGUCACAGUGCUUUGGUUUAUGCUGAUCUGUUUGGCAGUAGCUCCGAUCAUAUUCACCGGUGAGGCACUCCACAGUGGAAAAUUCACCCAGAUAAAGUUCCAUUAUUCAAUGUAUCAAGGCCAGGUCUUAGGGCUUUUCUCUUUCCUGAUCGCCAUUGUCGGAUCGGUUGUGGGCCCGACAAUCCUCAGGAACGUGUUCCAUUUUAAGGAGCUGAGCAUAGGAAUCGUAGUCUGUUUUGUAAACAGCGCUGCAGCUUUUAUGCAUGCCUUCAUCAACACCGAAGUCUUACUGUAUCUUGGUGGCGCUGCCUACUUCUUGAAGCUGGCUGCAUUGCCUCUGCCGAACAGCGUUAUCACCACUAUCGUCGGCCAAGAUGAACUAGGUACCUACCUCGGAAUAAACGCCAUCCUCACUUCUUGUAUACCUUUCGGUAUAACGAAGCUCUACCAAGAAGUGUCCACUAGAACCUUAGAUACGUGGGUUGGUGCCUUCUAUUUCGUAUCUUCGGGCUGCUUUGUUUUGCUCGGAAUUCUCUACAGUGUCAGUUACUGCUUGUAUGUCGAACCUAAGAAACAAGGCAAUACAGAGAGUACCGAAAACUUGAGGCGAAACUUAGAAACUGUUAAAACCAUUUCACCAGAAGAUAACAUCGAGAUUUGAUAGAUAUUUAGUUUGACUCGAUUCCAAAAUUGUCAGUUACUGCUUGUAUGUGGAACCAAAAAAUAAGGAGGACCCAGAAGACCCAGACAGUACAGAACGCUUGAGGAAAAAUUCAGAAAAUGUAAAAACCCGUUCACCAGAG
Messenger RNA from Nezara viridula (southern green stink bug), 1533 nucleotides. Lineage: Eukaryota; Metazoa; Arthropoda; Insecta; Hemiptera; Pentatomidae. The record is from the annotation of a GenBank genome assembly.